Molecule: messenger RNA, 1950 nt
Organism: Chelmon rostratus (copperband butterflyfish)
Lineage: Eukaryota; Metazoa; Chordata; Actinopteri; Chaetodontiformes; Chaetodontidae
Gene: dcakd
Product: dephospho-CoA kinase domain containing
Exons: 5
Coding region: 314-1003 (229 amino acids)
Biological process (GO): coenzyme A biosynthetic process
Molecular function (GO): dephospho-CoA kinase activity; ATP binding
Source: RefSeq, a predicted model, not a curated record
AUUUUGAGGUGGCGCACGCCAAGCUAAGAAGCUAGGUCGGUAGCAGAUAGUGUAGUACAAGUCAGAGUUACAAACAGCGAUAUCCAGCAAAGCGACUGUCUCCAACCUGACUGUAUAUUUGAUAGGACGGAGCGGAAAUGGGUGCGGCGUCGUGUGGCUGCGUGUUUGCGGUCGCUCUGACCUGAUCAAGACUUGUGCUAACGUUAGCCUGUUAGCAGUCCUGGUUGUUUACUGCACCAGCCCCACCACUGUGGCUCCGCACGGAUUUCCACUGUACAUUCACUUGAUUUAAGGGGUAUCACACGGUCGCGAGAUGUUCCUGGUGGGGCUGACAGGAGGCAUUUCCUCAGGGAAAAGCACAGUGUCUUCCAUGCUGCGGGAGCUUGGAUGCCCCAUCAUUGAGGCUGACGUUGUGGCCAGGAAAGUCGUGGAGCCGCACACUCCUGCCUAUUCCCGCAUCGUCUACCACUUCGGGCCGGAGGUCCUACUCGAGAACGGGGAGAUCGACCGGAAGAAGCUGGGUCAGCUCAUCUUCGCCAGUGAGGAGAAGAGGAAGCUGCUGAACUCCAUCACCCACCCAGAGAUCCAUAAAGCAAUGCUCAAAGAGAUCCUGUUCUACUUUCUCAGAGGGUACCGCUACGUGGUGCUGGACGUGCCCCUUCUCUUUGAAACCAGACGUCUCACUCAGUUUCUAAACCACACUGUCGUUGUUUACUGUGACCCUGCCACUCAGCUAUCGCGCCUGAUGCAGAGGGACGGCCUGACCCAGGAGCAGGCCGAGCAGCGCAUGGCUGCGCAGAUGCCGCUCAAUGAAAAGCGCGGCUUGGCCAAUCACGUUAUUGAGAACUCAGGCGGCCGUGAGGACACCCACCGGCAGGUCUUGCGGUUGCACACGAAGCUAGAGGACUCCAUGGACUUCCUCUUAGUGAGGGUCAUUGCAAUUGCAGCCACUGCUGGUCUGGGUGGGAUACUGCUAUAUGCAGCCAAGAUACUUUUGUCCUAACAGAGGACAGAUGAGGGCAAGAAGGGGUUUUUGGUCCAGGUCGAAAGACGAAGGUGUGAAUAGAAGCAGGGGAAGGCAUGUCGGGGGUACUGGUGCAACUUAGUGUGAGAUUAGUUUCAUAGCACCUCUGCUACAGCUCAGAGGUAUGACAUGCUCUGUUUGCAGUUAACGCUGACUUACAUUAUUGACACAACAUGCACUGACAAAUGUGGUUUGGCGUGAAGGGUUUCUACGUGCAAUUUCAGCCGAUUUUCCUCAGAGACACUAAAAACAUGAAGGCAACACCGUAGAGGCUCAGUCGCUGCAUAAGCUGCUUUCAACAGUGAUCAGUCUGGGGCCUAAAACCUGGUCCAACUUUUCAUUUUGGUGCAACUCAUAACUAACACCAGUAGAACAGGCACGACUGACAGGUGUACAAACUAAGAGAUUUUAUUUUAUUACACCUUCUGCACUUGUGGAUUGUAAAUACCAACACCAGAAGGUAGAGAGAGAAGUGAAAGGCUGUACAUGCUUCACCACUGUAGAUGUGCAAGAGUCACUGCGGGGUUUGUAUGUGGCUUAUUUGACACAAACUGUCACCUCGGUUUUUAGUGCAGAAUGCCAGUGCUGAAUAUUUUAAAAGUCAAAAUUAAAAUGCUGUAAAGGAAAAAUUUGAUGCUUACACAAUAUGUUGUGAUUGUAUAUUACUGACCUGUAUAAUGAAGAUAUAUGACAGAAUGUAUUUGACAAUCCAUUUUUAAUGGGAGCGGUGUGAAUUUCCACAAAUUAACAGACUUUAUAUUUAUCACUGUAUUUUCUUACACUUGAAGCUGUCCCCUGUAAAUACUAAGUCUGUGGUUUCUGUUUUCUGUGCACGCUCACUUGUAACUAAAACAUUUGUAACAUUAGCUGCCUAAACAAACUGUAAAUGAUCUAUUACUACUGUUUUAAAGAAACGGACACUCUGA